UAUUUUCAUAUUUUAGUGGCCACAGUUCGAGAGGAGAAGUCAAUCAUCCAAAAAUCGAUCUGGAACGAGCAGAGGUCUGUGAACUCGAGCUGUGAGAGUGCUGAGACUGUUUGGCCAAUAUCUCGAGUUUUACCAAUCCAAUUAAGGCGUGUGAGAUACCAAAAGAAAGCUCUCAAGACGAGGAAUCCGUGAAGGUCUGGUUUGCAUCAAUCGGAGUAGAGGAAGGCUUCCAAAUCGUCCGAGCAGAACGAGACCUCGCAGGGACGGAUUUACUCUUCUAAGAAUCGAGUUAGCCGGAAAACACCCGUUCUAGGGGCUGUUUUAGUAUCAACGAUUCGGGGUUGAAAUAGCAACUUGAGGAGGCUGUUUAGCACCCAUUUUCAAGCAAGGAACUAGUUCCCAAUCUUCCUUGGCCGAGGCUUUAGCCAUUGGAUCGAGAAGGAAGGUUUUAAAGCUCAUUUGAGGUGAGGAUCGACAUCUAGUUGCUUACAACUUGUAGGUUAAGCAUGAGAUUACCUAAAUGCUUAAAUAAUGUUUUCCAUGGAUUAUGAUGAUAACCUAUUGAUGGAAUAUUGAUCUAUUUUCCAAAGAACGAAAUAAGAAAUGAUUUGGUAAAGUAUUGAUGAAAAUGGAGUUAAAUGAACUAUUGUGUGAAAUAGGCAUUUUACUCAUGUGUGAAUUGUGUAGAUACAUAAAUGAUUAUUUAUGUAUUACAUUGAAUGAUUAAGUUGCUGCUACAUAUCUCUAAAUAUGUAGGGUUUUACAAAUGGAAUAUAUGAUUGAUAAGAAUAAUCUUAAUAGUAUUGAAAUACUAGUUAAUGAUUGUUGAAAUUGUUGAAGAAUUGAAUCUAAGGAUUUGAUUGUAAUUGAUGAACUUGAUUGUGAUGCAAGUGACUAAAUUGAUGUAAUGUGAUGCUAAGACCAUGGUUGGGCAGUCCGUAGGGAUGUCCCAAGAUAGAUUAUUGAUAUUACAAUUCUAGGCCUAGUGAGUGCUUAGGAAUUGGGGUCUAUGCCAAUGUAAGGAGAUGUACUUGAGCCCGUGCUCAUAGAAUUGCAUUGGGUAGACAUGAUGAGGUGAUUGUGUGCAUGGGGAUGUAGUCGAGUUGGACUCGAGAAUGCACGGUGGAGUAGUUAGCUUAUGUUAAUUAAGGUGCAUGGUGAUGUAGUCGAGUUGGACUCGAGAAUGCAAACAUAUGUGUUAGGGUUGAACCCUAUGUAUUGUUGUGACUAGGGGUCACGGGAUUUUGGAAAAAUGUUUUAUAACAAACAUGGGCCUUUGAGCCGGCUACUUGACUUUAUAUAAAGUAAGUAUAUAUUUUGAAAGGGGUAAUUUGAGAUUACGGCCUAUACUAUAUUAUCACCCUAUUUGAGGGUCUUGUGUGUGAAAUACUUGUUGUAUAUCUAUUAGAUGCCUGCCACACCAGCACUUUAUAGCCCUAUAGAGUGCUGACCCCUUCGGGGGCGUCCCACCACCAUUUUUCAGGUUGAGGCUAGAGCUUGCUUCCUGUGCUCGUUGCUCGAGAGAUCAUAUAGGAGGGAAGACUUGAAAUGGACGGUGGUGGCAGGAUUACUAGGAGAAACCCGACGGGCCGUGUACCAGUGGAGACUGGACAGGGCAGUCGAAGGACCUCUAGGGCGUCUAGGGGAGCUGGCCGUGGAGGCCGAUCACAGACCGUGAGUGACGGUCAUGUUGACACAGAAAGUGAAACCUACUGGUCCUAUGAGGACUCAACUUACCAACCGGAGACCGAGCCGGUUGAGACCCCUUACGAAGGGGAUGACGAUGAUAUAAGUGAUGAAGAAGGGGAGAAUGACUCCCUAGCCAGAAUCGAGGCGCUGCUCCAACAAUAUCAGCGGGAGCGCGAAGAAAGGAGGGAACGCCGAAGGCGCCGGGGAGGGCGAACUUUGGGUGGGGCUUCAAGAGGAAGAAGCCAAGGCGACUCUAGGGCCCACAUUGAACCACAUGGGGGCCGGGGUGAUGGAGGUCCGAUCAUAAGGAUCUCAAAAUUUCUCAAAGAGGCGAGAGACUUGGGGUGCAAACCCUUCAACGGAGCAGGUGACAUCUCGGUUGCCGCGGAAUGGAUCAAGAGGCUGAACGAAGCAGCCCUUGAUAUGCAACUCACCCCCGAGUUUAAGCUAAGGGUGGCGGUGAGGUUGCUUGAAGGGAUGGCAUCCACAUGGUGGGACG
Cuscuta epithymum is the source of this 2188-nucleotide messenger RNA. The record is from the annotation of a GenBank genome assembly. NCBI's taxonomy places the organism in Eukaryota, Viridiplantae, Streptophyta, Magnoliopsida, Solanales, Convolvulaceae.